Pistacia vera is the source of this 638-nucleotide messenger RNA. RefSeq lists its product as uncharacterized. The transcript is spliced from 4 exons. The record is from RefSeq and is a predicted model, not a curated record. Bases 57 to 536 code for a protein of 159 amino acids. NCBI's taxonomy places the organism in Eukaryota, Viridiplantae, Streptophyta, Magnoliopsida, Sapindales, Anacardiaceae.
UUCAAAUGUUUCCCCUUUAACAUCCAUCAAUUAAGUUUGAAAUUAGCAAGUAAGGGAUGGAGAUUAUUAACAGGCGAUGUCUUCUUUGGCUCUUUAUGGGGAGUCUUCUUCUCCUGAAUUGCUCUGCUAAAGCUGACAAAGAUUUCCCUUCGCCCCUUAAAAAUGUCAAUUUAGCACCUUACCAGAAGUGGAUAAAUGCCUAUAAGUGCAUGCAAAAUCUUUCAGAUGUGUGCCAAAGCAAGAACGUAUUGAAUAUGUCUGGGAUUGUUGAUGUAUCCCAAAAUGAGUUACCGAAUUACUGUGAGGCAGGUGGUUGCGGAGACCACAUCAAAGAUAUUCUCGACUGUAUUCAUUUGGUCAAGAAUGACUUUGUAUUUUAUAAUGGGGCCAUUCUAGAUAUCAUACGUGGCAACAUUACUGAUGGUUGCGACAAUUUUCACGCUUUCAGUACAGCUAAAUAUCACAAGAGCGGAAGCACAAGAAGAAACAUACCACUUCUACUCACACUUGUGUUAAUUAUAGUCUUCAUUAUUUAAAUUCACUCAGGGCACUAUUCGAAUAAUCUCAUCAUAUCGCAUAUUAUGUACUUUAUGCAUUACACAAAUAAGUAAAGUUUUAUUCUAAGCUUUUUUAUUUCA